Molecule: messenger RNA, 1044 nt
Organism: Penicillium expansum
Lineage: Eukaryota; Fungi; Ascomycota; Eurotiomycetes; Eurotiales; Aspergillaceae
Product: SDR family oxidoreductase
Exons: 2
Coding region: 1-1044 (347 amino acids)
Molecular function (GO): oxidoreductase activity, acting on the CH-OH group of donors, NAD or NADP as acceptor
Source: RefSeq, a predicted model, not a curated record
AUGACAACCAUUCAGACAUCUUCUGGGGGUGCUCCGGAUCCCACGGAAACUGUCCUGGUGACUGGAGGCUCCGGCUUCCUCGCAUCCCAUGUCGUCCGUGAGCUAUUGCACCAAGGAUAUUCUGUCCGAGUCACUGUUCGAUCCGAGGCUAUGGUAAAGAAGGUCCUCCAAGCACAUGCUCCCGACAGCCAACGGCUUUCAUAUGUCCUCGUUCCAGAUAUGAUCAUCCCGGGUGCAUAUGACAUAGCUGUCCAAGGUGUCACCGGGGUGUUUCAUGUAUCUUCGCCCUGUACAUUUAACGCGACAGACAACACCAAUGAUCUUCUCAUCCCAGCUGUAUCCGGGACUCGAGGCAUCUUGCAGUCCAUCAAACAAUAUGGGCUAGAUGUCAAGCGGGUUGUGUUGACGUCGUCGAUAGCCGCGAUGAUUGAUCCUAGUGUUGGUUUGGACCGUGAUUAUCAUUAUAACGAGGAAGACUGGGCUAAAACAACUUGGGAUGAAGCAGCCAAGGGGUCACCAGUUGUUGGAUACCUUGCUAGCAAACAGCUUGCCGAGCAGACGGCAUGGGAAUUUAUCGAAAACGAGCAGCCUUCUUUCGACCUUGUCACUAUUUGUCCGGCAAUGAUUAUGGGACCAAUUAUGAUUCCAACCCACGAUCUGUCCGCCAACCUCUCUCUUGGCUCUGUGUAUCAACUCAUGGAGGGAAAGCUAGACGUCCCAGGAGAAACGCCUUUCCCUGUCUACGUUGAUGUCAGAGACGCAGCUAAAGUCCAUAUCCGAGCCUAUGAAGAAGCCAUUGCCUCUAAUCAAAGAUAUUCGACUUCGUCCGGCACCUACACCCAGCAGCAGUUAGUUGAUAUCAUGAAAAGGCACUUUCCCUCUCUUAAGGGGCGCCUCCCUGCUGGAAGAACCGAGGAGAGUGAUUUACUCGGUAUAGAUAGCAGCAAGGCGAGAAAAGACCUUGGAUUUGCUCCGAGGAGCCUUGAAGAAACGAUAGUGGACACUGUGCAUCGGUUUUUGGAAAUCGAGCAGAUUGAAGAUUGA